Messenger RNA from Scatophagus argus, 4272 nucleotides. It is a transcript of the gene adck1, whose product is annotated as aarF domain containing kinase 1. The record is from RefSeq and is a predicted model, not a curated record. Bases 230 to 1786 code for a protein of 518 amino acids. Lineage: Eukaryota; Metazoa; Chordata; Actinopteri; Scatophagidae. The transcript has 12 exons. Gene Ontology annotation, biological process: mitochondrion organization; lipid homeostasis. Gene Ontology annotation, cellular component: mitochondrial inner membrane.
CAUCGCGUUCGACAGAGGUGUAGUUUUAAUCCAUUUCAAAGCGCUACUUUCAGUGCUUACAUUCUCGCUAUAGUAACGCAUAGACGUCGACCCCACUGAUGUUCAAAGUAAAGAACUACGUUAACCACAAUCCUUCGCUCUCACGUGUAAAAGUGGCGAAGAGGUCAAAACAAAACCGGCAAUUAAAAGAGAAACAACGCGUGUGGACACAGGACUCACUGUGCCUCUGAUGGCUGGUCGACUCCUCAAAGUCUCCUCUCUGGCCACAGCAGUAUUCGCCUCCUCUGGGUUUUACCUCUACAACAGACAACUGGACUUCAACGACCUCAGUGUCAUCCGCUUCGGACGAGCUGCAGCCACCACGGCGGUCAUCAGCUUCGACUAUCUGACUGCUUUCAAACAUGUGGAAUACGGCACAGAGGAGUACUGGGCACUCAGGUCCAAGGUACAUCUGCGGUCAGCGGAGCGUCUUCGAGACUUAUGCUGUGCCAACCGGGGCACUUUCAUCAAGGUAGGCCAGCACCUCGGUGCUCUGGACUACCUGCUGCCUGAGGAGUACACAUCCACACUGAAGGUACUGCACAGCCGAGCUCCUCAGAGCAGCAUGGAGGAGAUUCAGCAGGUCAUCAGAGAAGACCUCGGCAAGGAGCCGUCAGAGUUAUUUGUCUCCUUUGAGGAGAAGCCUCAGGGUGCAGCCUCCUUAGCCCAGGUCCACAAGGCAGUGCUGCAUGAUGGGAGGACAGUGGCAGUCAAAGUCCAACACCCCAAAGUCCAGAGACAAAGUUCCAAGGACAUAGUAGUGAUGGAGGUGUUGGUGAGGGCUGUCCAUUGGCUCUUCCCGGACUUUGCCUUCAUAUGGUUGGUGGAGGAGGCUAAGAAGAACAUGCCGCUGGAGCUAGACUUCCUAAAUGAGGGACACAAUGCUGAGAGGGUGGCCAAGAUGUUGGCCCACUUCCCUUUUCUCAAGGUACCCAUGAUCCACUGGAACCUGUCCACAAAGAGGAUCCUGACCAUGGAGUUUGCUGAGGGGGGGCAGGUCAACGAUAGAGAAUACAUGAAAAAACACGGCAUCGAUGUCAAUGAGAUCUCAGAGAACCUGGGUAAGAUGUACAGCGAAAUGAUCUUCGUCCACGGCUUUGUUCACUGUGACCCACACCCGGGCAACGUGUUGGUCCGAAAGUGUCCCCAGAGCAAGAAGACCGAGAUUGUCCUGCUCGAUCAUGGCCUUUAUCAGGUCCUGCAGCCAGACUUCAGGUUGGACUACUGUCGCCUGUGGCAGGCUCUGAUUAAAGGUGACAUGCCCGGGGUGGAGCGUUACAGCCGCAGACUGGGAGCUGGAGAUCUGUUCCCGCUGUUUGCCUGUGUGCUCACCGCUCGCUCCUGGACAGCCGUCAAUGCAGGCAUUAGUUCUGUGCCUGUCACACACACUGAGGACGUUGAGAUACGGACCAAUGCAGCUCUCUAUCUGCCCCAGAUCAGUGAUCUGUUGAACCGAGUGCCUCGGCAGAUGCUGCUACUGCUGAAGACCAAUGACUUGCUGAGGGGCAUUGAAACCACCUUACAGACCAGGGCCUCCUCCUCGUCCUUCAUCAACAUGUCCCGCUGCUGCAUACGUGCCAUGGCCAGGCACAAGAGGAGUAAGGCUCAGUCCAGGAGCAGACGUCUGCACAUCACUCUGGUGGAAUUUCUCAACCUGUGGAGACUCACAGUGUAUGAACUGCUCCUGUGGGCGAAGGGCUCCAUGUUGGCUCAAUGGAUCACUGCUCUGCUGUCAUUUGUGCAUUGAGAAACAUCUGGACAUCACACUGGAAUAUCAACGACAUGCUGCAACUGUUGGUUCUUCAGGGGCUUAUAAUACGGUAAACAUUCUGAAUAUGUGCUCAUACACACAAAUGUACACUUAUCUUGAUGACACAGUUUGUAACUCCAUGGACACAUACAAGGAUACAAGAUGCUGGCACCAGGAGUAGAUGUGGCUGCUGAAUUUUUUUUUUUUAGAUCUUUUACCUCAAGAUCACAACUUUGACUGUCUGUCCAGGAGAGAUUGACUUGAGCCAUUACCCCAUAUACAGUAUUUACAUCAUACCAUACUGAGACCAAAACCAAAACUCACUCAUCUGAGGCAAACUCGCUCACUUAUCGGAUCUGUCAUCCUCCUUUAUAGCUAAAGAAGUUGUGGAGAAGCAUGGGGCAGGCAGAUCAAGUGUAGUUUGUCAAGAAAUGGUUUCAGCACAUAGUUGUUUGUUUGUUUGUUUUUUGUUUUUUUUAUUUUUCUGUUUUAGCACAGGUCAGUUACUGAGUUGCAAUGUUUUUUAUAAGUGAGCUUCAGGGGGGACAGUAGUGUUGAUAUUUUAAAGAGGCAGAAGACACAGUCAGACUAGUAGUUUCCCCUGAUUUCCACUGUUCAGUGAGCUACGCUAGUCACGUCCUGACAUGAGAUUGAUAUCCAUCCUCUCAUCUUGCUUUUGGAAAAAAAAAAAUCAUAAUUCCCAAAAAUCUGAGCUACAUCUUUUAGUCUUAACCAGGGUAAGAUUGUUGAACAUCCCAAAAUAAUAUGAUACAAGGACUUAAUAUGUUUGUGAUAUAGCUAGCAAUUUAGUUAUUAAAGCAUACAGCAUUAUUACACGAGGUACCAGGAUUUCUAAAAUCACAAGAGUAUAGUCGGUUCUCAGUUCGUCAUGAUCUUGAGAUAAUAGGAUCUCCAAGAAAUUACCAUGCAACCCUUUAACCAAGCUUAUAGAUCUCAAACACACACAACAACUGUUUGUGUCAUCAUAAACAUAACGCUGUACAGACAGCCCUAAAUAACAUCAUACAACUUAAAAAAAAAAACCCAGUAAUGCAACAGUAAAGGUUGAAACGAACCAAAUGAAAGUUAACGAGCAGAACUGUAAAGCAGUGAAGUAGCCAGAUACGAGAUCACUUAGUAACACAGCCAGCCAAAGAGACAAAUUCACACACACCAUGUACCAGAUGAUGAAGGCUGCCAAAAUCCAGAUACUAACCUCAUAUGGAGAAGAAUAAUAUGAAAUAUGAGAAGACGUUCUUUGUCACUGCAAAACUUAUCUUGAGUGCAAUCCUGAUUGUGUUUCUGACCAUGGACUACGGAUUCAUUCCUGCUCCUCAACCAUUUAUACCUCAGAGCCUGUUUUGUCCAUUCAGUGAAGAAAAAGUUAAUGUGGCUGUGUUUGUUUGCACCACUUCAGAAGAAGGUCACAAUAUCAUACCAAAUGGUCGUUCAUUUGAAUGGGAGUCAGAAGUCUUUUUACACACAGUCAUAGUAGGCAGCUAUUGACAACUUUCAGCAACACUGAAGGCUUGACUUUACAGUCAAAGUUCUGUUGCUUGGUUAGAGUUAUGAUGCUUUCACAAGGGGAUGAAAACACAUGAAUCCAGCAUGACAAAGUGACAAAUAUGUUAUCAUUAAGUGUGCUUUCUUGGUCUGUGUAAAGUUGCCUGGAAUCAUUCUGUCAGUCAGUUUUCCAAAAGCAGUACUGCAUGAGCUACUGCUUGCACCUCAGACAGUUUAUGGACCUACCAUACCGUAUCACAGUACUUACAGGUACAGGUUUGCCACAAUACAGAGCAGUGCUGUAGCAGUAGUUGAGAGUAAUGUGAAAAGAAUUUGCUGAUGAGUGUAAAUUCACUCCCUAUUUUCUGCCUAAGGCGCUAUAUUAACACCUGUCAUUUUUUUCCUGUCAGAACAGGUACAGUGUUUGCACUGUAAUAGUGCUUUACAAAUUCCUCAGUGAAACAAUGGAAUGUGCUGUCGAGGGCAUGCACACUACUUUCUGCCUCAAACCCAUAACGUAGUGCAUCCUGAUUUAUUGUUCUGAGAUAUUGUAAAAUGAGUAGUAGAUUUGGGGUAAACUAUUAAGUGCUAAUUAUGUAGGACAGAGAAAUUGAAUGAACAAUGGAGCUAUUUCAGAUGCAGCACCAGUUUCAGUUUUAACUAAGUAGGCAGAAUAUGACAAAUGACAUAUCUGCUCUUCAUCACUCCCUUUAGCUCCUUCUGUUUCUUCAGUGUCCUCUGACUGCAGCAGCUAUUUUGUGCAGAAACACAAUGAGAUGUAAUUGUGAAAAAGAAAAGAGGCCUUGUGGUUUAGCAAAGGUUCCACAUAGAAGCUACUUACCAACAAGAUGGAAUUUUCUUCUUCUGCAACCAGUUUUUAAGUCAAGGUUGGUUCAACACAGUUUAUGUAACCUUGUGCUAUGCAGCUACAAAAUACACAUUUAUAAACAUGAAUAACAUGAGAAAUGACUACCUGUACC